Messenger RNA from Gilbertella persicaria, 390 nucleotides. RefSeq lists its product as uncharacterized. Lineage: Eukaryota; Fungi; Mucoromycota; Mucoromycetes; Mucorales; Choanephoraceae. Gene Ontology annotation, molecular function: oxidoreductase activity. Bases 1 to 390 code for a protein of 129 amino acids. The record is from RefSeq and is a predicted model, not a curated record. The transcript has a single exon. Gene Ontology annotation, cellular component: mitochondrion.
AUGUCUUUUCGACCACCACGUUCACUGCCUAUUCUUACGCUUUUCCAUAGUGUCAAGUCUGAUAAAUCAAGAGCAGCACUUGCAUUAUUACAGAACAAACAAAAAAACGCCAGAGGAGACGAUACCUAUAAAAUCGACAUUAUUGACCAUCAAACACCUACCGAUACUCAACUGAAGCAAGUUGCUAGUUUUCUCCAAAGUCCUACACCAUGGAAAGACAUGAUCGUCGAUCAUAAUGCCAAUAAUGCUCAAGAUGCUAUUCAGGCUAUUCAAGACAAUCCCAACUUACUCAAUCGACCUAUUGUGGUGGACUGGCAAAAGGGCAAAGCAGCCAUUGGUUCACGUACAUUGGAUACCAUUGAACAAUUAAUUAAACAAGUACAUCAAUAA